GGUAGAAAUGAACGGAGACUGCCUCCUUGUCCCUUCCCAGAGGACCACGUCGCCCUGGCUGACAGGCGAUUGCUCAGGCCUCGGCUGAAGGGCAGGUCCCUGAGUCCAGGCGGGUCCGGGUGGUCUCCUGCGCGACUCACUCCUGCUGCGGCCGCGUGGGGGUUGGGGCAGCGGAGAGCGCAGGCGCAGUGCCCGUGCCCGUGGGGCCCCUCUCCCUGCUCGCUGCCCCUGGCAGCCGCGGCCAAGAUUGUCCCCACCACGCGCGACCUCUGCAGGCAGAGUUGGUUAUCUGAAGAAAUGGAUACUUCUCCAUCCAAAAAAUAUCCAGUUAAAAAACGAGUGAAAAUACAUCCCAACACAGUGAUGGUGAAAUAUACUUCUCAUUAUCCCCAACCUGGGGACGAUGGCUAUGAAGAAAUAAAUGAAGACUACGGAAAUUUUAUGGAAGAAAAUCCAAAGAAAACUCUGCUGAGUGAAAUGAAAAGAAAAGGAAGAACUUUCUUUGGAACUAUGGAUACUCAGCCUCCACGAAAAGAAGACAUCAGAGCCAGUGAGACUGGACAGUUCCAGAGCUUUGCUGGGAAAAAUAUUUUUCAAUCCCAAAAAAUGUGGAUAGUGCUGUUUGGAUCUGCUCUGGCUCAUGGAUGUGUGGCUCUUAUUACUAGGCUUAUUUCUGAUCGUUCUAAAGUUCCAUCUUUAGAGCUCAUUUUUAUCCGUUCUGUCUUGCAGGUCUUAUCUGUGUUAGUUGUGUGUUAUUAUCAGGAAGCUCCUUUUGGCCCCAGUGGAUACAGAUUACGACUCUUCUUUUAUGGUGUAUGCAAUGUCAUUUCUAUCACCUGUGCUUAUACCUCAUUUUCCAUAGUCCCCCCCAGCAAUGGGACCACGAUGUGGAGAGCCACAACUACAGUUUUCAGUGCCAUCUUGGCAUUUUUACUUGUAGAUGAGAAAAUGGCUUAUGUUGACAUGGCUACAGUUGUUUGCAGCAUCAUAGGUGUUUGUCUUGUCAUGAUCCCCAACAUUGUUGAUGAAGACAAUUCUUUGUUAAAUGCCUGGAAAGAAGCCUUUGGGUACACUAUGACUGUGAUGGCUGGAUUGACCACUGCUCUUUCUAUGAUCGUAUACAGAUCCAUCAAGGAGAAGAUCAGCAUGUGGACUGCACUGUUUACCUUUGGUUGGACUGGAACGAUCUGGGGAAUAUCUACUAUGUUUGUUCUUCAAGAACCUAUCAUCCCUUUAGAUGGAGAAACAUGGAGCUAUCUCAUUGCUAUAUGCAUCUGUUCUACUGCAGCAUUCUUAGGAGUGUAUUAUGCCUUAGACAAAUUCCAUCCAGCUUUGGUCAGCACAAUACAACAUCUGGAGAUUGUGGUCGCUAUGAUCUUGCAGCUUCUAGUGUUACACAUAUUUCCUAGUGUCUACGAUGUUUUUGGAGGAGUGAUCAUUAUGAUUAGCGUAUUUGUCCUUGCUGGCUAUAAACUUUACUGGAGGAAUGUAAGGAGGGAAGAUUAUCAGGAAAUACUGGACUCUCCCAUUAAAUGAAUAACUGGUUGUUAUUAUUAUCUUGUUAAUGUCCAAUUAUAAACAUGUACACUGCCAUUUUAAUAUUUACCUGUAGAUGUCUUUUGUGUUAUAUAAUUGACAGUUAUAUAAUUCAUAUACGCAGAUGCAGAAACAUAUUCUAGACUAAUAUAUUAAAAUAUAAAUAUUAAAUGUGUCAUAAAC
This is a messenger RNA of Nannospalax galili (Upper Galilee mountains blind mole rat), 1719 nucleotides long. It is a transcript of the gene Slc35g2, whose product is annotated as solute carrier family 35 member G2. The coding region runs from base 298 to 1536 and encodes 412 amino acids. The transcript is spliced from 2 exons. The record is from RefSeq and is a predicted model, not a curated record. Gene Ontology annotation, cellular component: plasma membrane. Lineage: Eukaryota; Metazoa; Chordata; Mammalia; Rodentia; Spalacidae.